Molecule: messenger RNA, 1504 nt
Organism: Ostrinia furnacalis (Asian corn borer)
Lineage: Eukaryota; Metazoa; Arthropoda; Insecta; Lepidoptera; Crambidae
Gene: Rpb7
Product: DNA-directed RNA polymerase II subunit RPB7
Exons: 6
Coding region: 130-651 (173 amino acids)
Biological process (GO): transcription initiation at RNA polymerase II promoter; positive regulation of translational initiation; DNA-templated transcription
Cellular component (GO): P-body; RNA polymerase II, core complex
Molecular function (GO): single-stranded RNA binding; translation initiation factor binding; single-stranded DNA binding
Source: RefSeq, a predicted model, not a curated record
CUGUCAAAUACUGAAAGUGGCGUCGUCGCUGUUUUCGUAAUUUUUGAGGAAAUUUUUAAUAAAAUAUUAGUUUUAAUUAUUUUUAUUGUGUAGUUCCUGUAGAAAUGUGCUUUUAGUUUAUGUUCCAUCAUGUUUUAUCACAUCUCCUUAGAACACGAAAUACUUCUACACCCUAGAUAUUUCGGACCCCAGCUCUUGGAUACAGUGAAGCAGAAGUUGUAUACUGAAGUUGAAGGAACAUGCACAGGAAAGUAUGGCUUCGUAAUAGCUGUGACCACAAUAGAUAGCAUAGGAGCGGGGUUAAUACAGCCAGGCCAAGGGUUUGUGGUGUAUCCUGUUAAAUACAAAGCUAUUGUAUUUCGGCCUUUCAAGGGAGAGGUUUUAGAUGCUAUUGUUACACAAGUGAAUAAAGUGGGAAUGUUUGCUCAGAUCGGCCCAUUGAGUUGUUUUAUUUCUCAUCAUUCCAUACCAGCUGACAUGGAGUUUUGUCCUAAUGUCAAUCCACCCUGCUACAAGAGCAAGCAAGAAGACAAUGUAAUUCAGGAGGAAGAUGUGAUUCGGUUGAAGAUUGUGGGCACAAGAGUUGAUGCCACGGGUAUUUUUGCUAUUGGAACAUUGAUGGAUGACUACCUUGGACUUGUUACACAGUAAAAUAUAAUGCAUACCUCCAUAAAUUGUAAGACUCAUAGCAUUAAGUGUAAAAAGGAAUAAAAUAAUACAUGAUUCAUUAUUUGUAAUCAUUUAUUUGGCAUUCAAAUAAUAGGGUAAAAUUCCAUACACAAAUGUAACAAAAACAAUUCAUCAAAAAGAAUAAAAUAUUUGGACAUUUUCAGUCUAUUUGGGCAGUACAUGGUGAUGGUGGUUUACAUAAAAAUCUUUCGAUUCGUUAGUGCCUUAAAUUAUUCUACAAAUAAUCGCCUUAUAGAGCUACAAGAAAAGACUUCAUAUUGUUUGUCUUUGUUUGUAUGAAAUGCAUGAAGAUUUGUAAAUUAAUAGAAAAGUGGAUGUUAUGAAUAAUGUUAAAGCAGUAUAAUUAAUAAAAUUGUGAAGUAAUUGUUUCUGAAUGCCAAAUUUUGCAUAUUAUUCAUAAAUUCAGCUCUAAUAUUAAGAGUAUGCAUAUUUUUGAAUUCUUACAUAUCAAUAAUAUGUACAAGUUUCAAUUUUAAAAAUAUAAAUAAGAAAAUCGUAAUAAUAAUAUCCAAAGGGACAAUUCAAAGUCUUUGGUUUACCAAUUAUAUACAAAGUCAUCUUAAAUUAUGUAAGUCAAAUAAAUAAAAUCGAAUGAAAUAUUGCUUGUUAAAACACAAAUUAUAUGGCAUCUAAAUAAAUAAUACUCAUUAUGAGAUCAGAAACAAGCUAAGCAAAAUAGUGAUUGUCUAAGCACCAAAUAAGUCUAAAGUAAUAAAAAUUACUAUAAUAUGGCUUCUUUCAUACAAUUUAAACAAAUGCGCGUAAAGACAUUCGUCUUUACAAUAUAAUGUUCGGUUGUCUACAUAAUUAUAUU